AUGUCGAGGAAAGAAAUUCUAUUAAUCUUCUAUCUCCUUCCGCAGCGCAAGAAAACAACGAUAGACAUCCUCGAUCGACUCGAAACUGAUAUAAAAAGGAUUGAAAGAGAUGGCCAAUAUAAGGAGCAGACCCACAAAAGGGUUAUUGGGUACAUUAUGGCGUAUUCCGUCGGUUUAUAUGUCCUGUUCGCUAUUUUAUACUAUUACAUGUAUGUCGGGAAGAGCCAGCAUUGGAUGUAUUCUCUGCUCUACGCGUCACCGCUUCUCGUUUUGCCUGUAUUAGUAAUAUUCCUUAGAUCAGCAAUAUCGUGGUACUACAAUUGGUCGCUAAAUAAAAACAGGAUCAAACUAUCGAAGAUGAGAGAAGAGAAAAAGAAGAUCUUGGAAGAAGUUAUGAAUACUGAGACAUACAAAGUUGCGAAAGAGAUCUUAGACAAAUACGGUAGUCCAGAGGAGCAAUCGAAAGCGCUGAAACCUUUCGUACCGUCGACUAAUGUGCCCGGUAAUACCCCUAGCACGCCGGUCCCAGCGACUCCAGGUCAACUGCGACAACGUCAGAUGGCGAUGCAGACGUCAACUCCUAUCAACAACAACAGGAUGCUGGUACCGGUCGUCAACUCACCUAACUCCGUGUACAAGGGGCCUAGGCUUCGGUCGGAUCAGCUUCCACGUCCCCUGCCAGAAAGGAACCGCUCUGCUCUAGACAAAGUGGUGGACUUCUUGCUAAAGGACGGACCGAACCAUCGCAUGGCUCUCAUCUGUUCAGAGUGCUCGUCUCAUAAUGGUAUGGCGAUGGCCGAAGAGUUUGAGUACGUAUCCUAUGUAUGCGCAUACUGCGGCCGCCUCAACCCGGCUCGCAAGCAGAGGCCGGCCGCGCCGCUACUAGCCGCCAGACCACUGCCUGCACUGCCCAAUACUUCGAUACAUGGAAGCGGCGAUGACUCGUCUCUCGCGAGCUCUGCAAGCGACAGUGAUGAUGACAAACAUGGUGAUACUGUUAUGAAACAUGGUUCGGAAGGCGACUCGGAUCGGCCCCCUUCGUCGGAAGGGUCCCCGAAGCCGGAACAAGACAAGAAAGAAGACUGAGCAACGUCAAUUUGCAACAUUUAUUAUACAAAAAUUGCAGUCUAUCCGAGGUAACAUUAGUAGGGUGUGAUUGACAGGGGAAUAUAUGUGUUGUGUUUUAAAGAUAGAGUUUAUUUUUGAUUGAAAUUGCUAAGGUUGUUGUUGCGUUUUGUGGGAUAGAAAUUUCAUAUUAUAUCAUACAGAUACAUUUUGAUUUUCAUUCGUAUAACUCGGGCUCUUGUUAGUCCUUUCCGUGGUACAGAAAAAUACACCUUAUGUGAUACAGUUAAAAGUUUAAUUUUCAUUAUAUUUGCAAGUGUUCUUGUUACCUUGUUUUUGGGUAAGGAAAAGUAUUUUAACAGCCGGGUAAAUUAAGACAAUUUUUUAAAUUAGUGUUGGGUAUCGGGCGUAGUGAACCGAAAACUUAUCGCGUUUGGCGCUCUGAUUGGCCGGCUCAAGUGAACCAACCAAUCAGAACGCUUAACUCGCUCGAUACUGUUACGAUACGAAUGCGAUAGUUAUUCGUGCUUGGCCCUCUGUAGGAUUAUUUUUGGCGGUGUUUUAAUAUCAAAUUGGUUUUAAUCUUAAACUUGUGUUUUUGUAGGUUUUCAAAGUUAAACACUGAGUGAAUUCAAAUAGGAAAAUCAAUAAAAUACUUAAGUUAAUUGUACUCAAUUUUAAACUCUAAUACUAUCAACUUAAAACACUUGACAACCCUGUCAAACACACCGUAAAAUUAUCAUCUAUGUAUAUGGCGGAAUAGACAAACAGAAUUAUCUACAAUAUUUAAUUAUUAUUAUUACCUAAUUUAUUUCGCUUAUUUAUUAUUUAACAUUAACAUUGUAGUCUCGAAAGAAAGUCUUAUGUCUUGAGUAAUAUUUAAUAUGAGAUCAGAAUGUCAGAACGUCAGAAUGUCAGACGUAAUCGGUCUAACGGCGAAAUUAAUAACCGAUUUCUGAAUUAAUCUAAGAUUUAAAAGACAAGGGCCGGUAACGCACUUGUAACGCCUCUGGUGUUCCAGGUGUCCAUGGGCGAUGCGGAUUGCUUACCAUCAGGUGAUCCGUCAGAUCGUUUACCUUGCUAUCCGGUAAAAUAAUCCGAUUUUGUAUUCAAAUCGAUAAUUAAUUUCGGUCGUAAAAGUGACACGUAAUUGUCUGACAUUAUACGGUUAGCACAAAAAGUUGAGAAAGAGAAUUUCAGAAUUCUGAUUUGUAUUGUCGAUUCAAAUUAAGUCGUGUUUGGAAUUACGCACGGUCUCGGAAGUGGUGACCGAUGAGCCAAUGGUCUGAACUUCGAUUCCUAGAUUGCGCAAAACAAUAUUGAGGAUUUGUCGGUUUUCCUAAAAAUCCUCAGCUUAAAUCCUGGAAUUAUCACUAAUAUCUGGUAAAAGGCUUACGCCCUAUUACAAGGAACUCAUAAAUGUAAAUGCAGUUCUCUGCCUACCCCUUUUGGGAGAAAGACAUGCAAAUCAGAUUUCUGUCUCUCUUAAGAAAGAAAAGCGUUGCAAAGGUACUACUAGCGUUAGCAUGAACGUAGCGUAAAUGUUGCGUGAAUGUAGCGUAAAUAUAGCGUAAACAUUAUGUGAACGUAUCGUAAACGUUGCGUGAUCGUAGCGUAAACGUUGCGUAGACGGAGCGUGAACGUAGCGUAAACGUUGCGUGGACGUAGCGUAAACGUUGCGUAAUCGAAGCGUUAACGCAGCGACGGAAUUUGUUUUCUCACACAAGUAGACACGUAUUCUAGUAUAAUUUUGAUUAAAAUGUUCGUUCGUGUUUGUGGUUGGUGUCUCGAAAAUUGCUGAACUGGUUUCAAUUUUACUAUUUUUAUUAUGGCAUGAAGCAACAGCCGUAUUGGCGUAUCAUAAAUUAAACCCUAUGCUACCUCUAAUAUCAAUAAGGCAUUCAUUUAAAGGUUGUCAAAAUUUAUCUAGAAUGCGAUGUCUAUUAUAAUUUCUUUAAAACCUUGAUUUGACGUCAGACAAUAAAAUUUGUUGAAAUAUUGUCAUUUUUUGGUGUUGUGCAUAAAUCUCUUAGGUUAAAAGUAAUGAAUGGAUUGAAUUUAUUAUUCAUUGUUGUUAGAUUCGAUACCCAGUGAAGUGCCCAGUAAACUAAUAUUGGGUUUUUCGGUUUCUCAAUUCUAAUAGGCUCGAAACUAGUAGGGUCUUUCUCAGUAUAUUUACGUGAGCAACCCGUCAUUUUUAGUUAAGUCUGAAAUGUCUGUAUUAGGUGACAUGAAGCUAACUUUCUGUUAAAUUUGAGCUAUCAUAACAACCGAAUUGUUUGUCUAUCAACCUUCCGUCUUGUUCUUCCAAUUUUUAUCAAUUUAUAAUCAUUACUACCUUUUUCCGUUGGUGUUUUUUCUCUAUCUCGUUCUCGUCCCUAUUGAAAAGGGACGCUACUGACUCAAAAAGCAGGCAGACAGCGGCCUCACAGAAAACCGACGUGAAGUAACGCUUGCGUUGUGUUUCGUCGUGUGAGUGAGGUUACCGGAGGC
Spodoptera litura is the source of this 3558-nucleotide messenger RNA. It is a transcript of the gene Lnpk, whose product is annotated as zinc-ribbon metal-binding protein lunapark. The record is from RefSeq and is a predicted model, not a curated record. Gene Ontology annotation, biological process: endoplasmic reticulum tubular network organization. Gene Ontology annotation, cellular component: endoplasmic reticulum tubular network. NCBI's taxonomy places the organism in Eukaryota, Metazoa, Arthropoda, Insecta, Lepidoptera, Noctuidae.